Messenger RNA from Bipolaris sorokiniana ND90Pr, 1895 nucleotides. RefSeq lists its product as uncharacterized. The coding region runs from base 219 to 1820 and encodes 533 amino acids. The record is from RefSeq and is a predicted model, not a curated record. NCBI's taxonomy places the organism in Eukaryota, Fungi, Ascomycota, Dothideomycetes, Pleosporales, Pleosporaceae. Gene Ontology annotation, molecular function: acyltransferase activity, transferring groups other than amino-acyl groups. Gene Ontology annotation, biological process: secondary metabolite biosynthetic process. The transcript has 4 exons.
GAUGUUUCCGCAUGCGGCCAUAGCUCACUCGGUCCGUGGCAGCGUGGACCGAUGCCGCCCCCCGUCACAUCAGGCGCAGCUCCAUGGGGCCUUGCGGUGAAGGGGUAAAAUUGGCCUCGCGUGCUUCAUAUGUCGUGUGUUUGUUCACCUACUCCAGAGCGUCUAUGACUCUUCCGCGUCUUUGGUAUAUAUAAAUAAUUUCGGGAAACGCCUCAGCCAUGUCCCUAGACCUACCACUAUUGAUCAGCAGGAGCAGGUUGCUGGGCACUGUCGCGAGCUCUGCCCCCCGCCUACUCAAUAUGAUUACCAAGCCGGACAAUCUGGCCCGUCGAACAAAGUCAUUCCAUCUCUCAUGUCUGGAUCAGAACAUUGUGCGCGUGUAUAUACAAACGCUGUGUAUAUUUCCCUUUCCCGACCAGAAUAAUGCCGAAGCUGCCAUACAUGCGCUUGGGAAUGGUAUUCGCCUCUCGCUCAAAAAAUUUCCUUUCCUUGCUGGUCUCCUCUCUCUGCCCGAUACUGCCACGGGGAGACUUGCUCUGGAAUAUCCCAUUGAAGUGUCCGACGAAGAGCUGAAUUGCAUAUUCCGAUCAAAGCAAAUCCCUUACCAUGAGCGUGACUUUCCCUACACAUACGAACAACUCAAACGAGACGGCAUGCCACCAAGUGCUUUCAAAGGUUCCAUGUUUGUCCCCGAAGAUCUUGCACAGUACCCAGGUGUUCCCAAAGACGGCGAAGGCAAAGUCGAUUUUGGAAAGAGCGACGCGCCCGCGAUGCGAUGUCAAGCAUUCUUCAUUCCUGGCGGAUUGGUCCUUUCCACCUACAUGCACCACAGCGUAUCCGACUUUUCCGGCAUCAACCUUUUCUGGGAAACCUUUUCAACACACGUAUCCAAUCUCCCGCGCCAACACUUGAUAAGUGAUAGCAAAAUCUUUGAUACAAUAAGCGUUGCUGACAGGCAAUCGCGACUACGGCAAGCCGUUGAUUGGCACAUUAACCCACAGCAAACAGGUGGCGCUGCUGCAGACUGCUACUGUGAUGGGCCACCCACAUAUCGCAGGACAUUACCCGCCGACACCACCUGCGCUCAACGUCUUUUUGUAAUUCCAGUCUCUCGCAUACGCAGAUACCAGGACAUGUUGCGGCCUCACUUCCCACCGGACAGCACGCCAACAAUGUGCAAUGUGCUCGCUGCGCUGGUGUGGACGCACGUCACACGAGCCAGGGGAGACCGACUGCUGCAGCACGACUUGCAAGAGACGAACCUCGGCAUUGCCACCGAUCUACGCAAACGUCAGAACCCAUGCGUCCCCGCGGAUUACACGGGCAACAUGGCCUUAUUUUCAAAAGCCACUCUCAACGUUUCAGACCUAUUGAGCGAAGACCGCGUAACCCUCCCCACCAUCAUCCGCGUCAUCAAAAAAAUCCAAACUGCCAUCCAAGGCGUCGACGACACGUGGGUGUCACGCCAUCUCAAAUUCUUCAAGUCGAUCGCGCAAAUCACCGAUACCGAGAUUUCACUAGGUUCGGCAUUUGGGUCGGACAUAUACAUUUCGAGCUGGUUAAACUUUGGCGCAGACCUCAGCUGGGGUAUCCCGGGUACUGAUCAAGGUAAACAGUCACUGGCCGGUCGGCCCGAGUUCAUCAGGCGCACGUAUGCGCCGAGCGAUGGUGGAAUCAUCUUCUUGCCUAGACGCAGACAGCUGGUCAAUGGCGCAGAGGCGCCAUUUGAAAUUUUGGUACGACUUGCCAAGGAGGACAUGACGCGCGUGCUCGACGAAGAGGGAGGGUUGCGCAGCUGGGCGGAUGCUGUGCUUGAGUAGAUUGGGGGUUUGUAUUUGACCACCCUUCUACCAGACAAGAGAAGUGUGUUUGCCCUAGUGCAACGGGCUAUUGAU